AUGCUUACUUUUUUUCAGGAGACAGUCAAUGAACGAGUUCCCCAAGUGGACCUGGAAAGUAUAAUGAGACCAAUGGAAAGUGGAAUGGACAAUGGCUUUUUCGGGAGGCAGGGUGUGAAGAACGACUUCUUAUCUCUAGAAACUGGUCCACAACAGCAAGCUGGAGAAUAUCCCCGUAUGAGGCCUGGCCCGCGAAAUGGAGGCUUCCAGCAGGACUACCAAAUUCCCCAGGACCUAAGAUUACAGGGUGACCAACAGCAACAGCAAAACAUCAAUCAGCUAGAUGCGAUGCUUCAACGAAGACAAUUUCCACCUGGUAAUGCUAUUUUCGGAAGCAGGAGAACUAAUGGUCAGGGAGGAUUCGGCUUCCAGAGCGAAGGAACCGCACAGAGUGGCAUGGAUAUUCCCAGAAACGAUGUAAAUAGUAGAGGAUUGUCUCCAAUGGAUGGAGCAUUCAACGAAAGAAAGCAAGGAACAUGGAACAGUGGCGACCUCCAGAAAAUUAACAAUGGCCAGAACACGGGCCCUUGGGUACCAAUUGGACAGGGGGUGCGGUUUGGAGAUUCACAGCAAGUAAAUACAAACAAGGANAAACGAUGUAAAUAG
Haemonchus placei is the source of this 606-nucleotide messenger RNA. NCBI's taxonomy places the organism in Eukaryota, Metazoa, Nematoda, Chromadorea, Rhabditida, Trichostrongylidae. The record is from the annotation of a GenBank genome assembly.